This is a messenger RNA of Capronia epimyces CBS 606.96, 834 nucleotides long. RefSeq lists its product as uncharacterized. The coding region runs from base 1 to 834 and encodes 277 amino acids. The record is from RefSeq and is a predicted model, not a curated record. Gene Ontology annotation, cellular component: plasma membrane. Lineage: Eukaryota; Fungi; Ascomycota; Eurotiomycetes; Chaetothyriales; Herpotrichiellaceae. The transcript has a single exon.
AUGUCUUUCCCUGCAGCAGAUGUUGUUUCAGACAUCAACCUGAUCUCCAGAUUUCUUGCCUGUCCGCAGAUUCUCUCACUUUCCUCAUGUGCUCCAUUCGACGUGCUCGUCUUCUGCGCCAGUGCUGUACUUCCCAUCGCCAACAAUGUUUUCUCGGCUUUGCAGUCUCGGCCAGGGUUAACCAAAACAUUGGUUCUCUGUGGUGGAAUUGGCCAUUCGACACAGCUCAUGUACGAAGCCAUUCGCAAGAGCAGGAGAUACGGCUCUUUGGCAGACAAGGUCGAAGGUCUGCCAGAAGCUGACAUUCUCAACCUGAUCCUCCAAAACUUCUACCCGCAACUGUGCGAACAAAUCAACUCGAACACUUUACAGCUCCUUGUCGAGAACAGAUCUACCAACUGUGGCGCCAACGCCAUCGAGACGCGCCGGCUCCUGGAGCAACAUUCCGUGCCCGUCCCCAAGUCACUGGUCAUCGUCCAGGAUCCUACAAUGUCACUACGCACUCUAGCAUCAUUCAGCCACACCUACGCUGAUGUUUUCCCGCCGCCCACAUUUGCUGCCUGUCCGACCUUCGUGCCUACCAUGUCACUUGGGUCAUCAGGCAUUCGCCAGGGGGGACCAGAUCUCCGUUUCGACGUCUCGGGCAUUGAUGAGCUGGAGAUAUGGGAACACGGGCGCUUCUUCGACCUUAUCAUGGGCGAAAUCCCACGAUUGAGAGACGACGAUCACGGCUAUGGGCCCAAAGGCAAAGGGUAUAUUGCCCACGUGGACAUUCCGGCCGAAGUGGAUGAUGCAUGGGCAAGGCUAAAAUUGGUCUUCCAUUCCAAGAGGUAA